AUGCUCACAUUUUCAUGGCAAUCCCAACGAUGGGUUCUCACAUUGAUUUUUCCUAUUCAGGUGAACGUUAUGAGCUCCUGGAUGUUCUAUUCAACCGUCCUCAUCAUCUUCAUCUUGUGGCCCCUCCAUCGACUCAUUGUUACCACCGACAUCAUUGGCCAGGCCACCCCACAAACAUCGGCCCCUCCGCCCGUCCAUCGGCCCGUCCAUCGGCCCGUCCACCGACCGGCGACACCGUCACCAUAUUGA
Penicillium verrucosum is the source of this 249-nucleotide messenger RNA. RefSeq lists its product as uncharacterized. The record is from RefSeq and is a predicted model, not a curated record. The transcript has 2 exons. The coding region runs from base 1 to 249 and encodes 82 amino acids. NCBI's taxonomy places the organism in Eukaryota, Fungi, Ascomycota, Eurotiomycetes, Eurotiales, Aspergillaceae.